GCGUCAUUCUACUGUGUGUUUAUGAAUGAGAGUACCGCGGUGAUUCCGGGAAAAGGCGGGUCGCUUUACUCGCCUUUAAAUUUACUCAGUUGUGGUAGUUUAAGUUUCCUAGGUCUGACUUUGAAGUACAUCGACGAAUAUCUGUUAUUUGACUACGUCGGAGGAGGAAAAAAUCUAAUACGCAACAGGCAUUAGAAAACACAACCAUGACAUCAGAUGGCAGAGCCAGCAAAGCCCUCAAGGUGAAGAGGGAAUGUGGAGAAAAUGUUCCCGUGCUGACAGACAGUGAGCUCAUGUCUCUGUCGGUACGUGAGCUGAACCUGCUCUUGCGUGGUUUGUCGAGAGAGGAGAUCCAGAAGCUGAAGCAGAGGCGACGCACGCUGAAGAACCGUGGCUAUGCUGCCAGCUGCAGGGUGAAGCGUGUGUCUCAGCGCGAGGCUCUGGAGCAGCAGAAGAAGGAGCUGCAACGUGAGGUGGAGCGGCUGGGUGCUGAGAAUGCAGGCAUGCGACGUGAGUUGGAGGGGCUGGGAGCUCGGCUGGCUGCUCUGCAGCGUUUCGCUCGAGGCCUGGAGGCUGGAGGAGGAACCCUUCUGGCUACAGCUCCUCGCCUUAACACGGCAUCUGUCAUCACCAUUGUGAAGAGCCCACAGCAGAGCCACGCCCACAGAGGGCAAGAAGCAUCUUAGGGCUAGCUGUUAUGGGCAACAGGUGCACAUGCAGGUACACUCUUAAAAAUAAAGUUGCCAAAAAGGUUUCUGUGGAGCAGUGCGUAGAAGACUUGAAGACUUGACUCCUCAAGAACCUUUCAGUGGAUGGUUCUUUAAAGAACUGUCUUUGUAUUACAAAAUGUAAGUGUGAAGAAACUUUCACUUAACGCAUAUGAUCAAUACCAAUGAAAGUUGUUUUUUUUUUUUUUCCUUUUCUUCUCCCUAUAGAAACGUAUAUCCAAGCCAAAAACCAUUUCUAAACCUUUAUUUUUAAGAGUGUAUAGAGGUACAUGACCUAUACCAGACACAAUAACUGGAUUCUUUAAGCUGAACUGAAUAACUGGCUGACUGGCAAGCAUUUUAGAUAAGAAACAUUUUAAUAGCUGUUUCAGUGAAACUGGUGAUGAAGGUAUGUUUUAGAUUGGUUAGAGUCAUUGUCUUACACUGUUCCAUGUAUAUAAGUCCAACAAUACACACCACCAUUACAUUUUUUUGACAUAUAAACAAGUCAUAAAAAUUCUAGACUGGUCUUUGUACCAUUCUCCCUCUGCCUAGUUAUUCGGGCAUUAGAUUAUUUUUAUCUUGGUCUAAUGUUUGGAAUGUUUAUUAUUUCUCUAUGAUUUGACUUUUUCCUCUUGUUUCUAUGGUUGGCUUAUUACAUUGAAUUUAACCAGUAGAAACAAGAGUAUUGUUGGUCAGUUUACAUGAUAUUUAGCUUGAUUAUAUUAUUAUCAUCAUACAUGUUACUUUUUGACCUUACAUGGAAGAUAUAGUCAUAACUGUACAUGUCUUUACAGAAGUAAUGACUGAGCUUGACUUUAUAUCUCUGACUACCAACGUUUUGUAAGUUGGCAAAUAGUGCUGGAAUAUAUUGUUAAUUAUAAUUAGUCAUGGAACAGACCAGUAGAAUGCCAUGUCAAUGCAAGCUGAUACAUUCCUAUGUAAUUAUUUUUAAUACUUAAACAAAAUUCUGCAGAAUUAAAUUUUUAUCUAUAUUUUAAGAUGAAGACAUUUUAAAGCUAAAGAGUGCUGUGAUUUUAAGUCAAAAUACUGCUUAUGUAUGACUUAGCUUAGGGACAUUGUCAUGUCAGAAUUAUUCUAAUGCGUGUGAUUUAAUGCAAGGUUUACUAUGUUCAUGAGGAAUUUAACUAUGUUUAUGUAUGUAAAACCCAUUUACUGUAACAUGAUUCAGUGGGUCUGUGUGAAGGUCAUAUUUGUGUUGUUACAGUAUAGUAUAGUAGACUUCCAGUAGUGGUAUUUUUGUAUU
Molecule: messenger RNA, 1974 nt
Organism: Pygocentrus nattereri (red-bellied piranha)
Lineage: Eukaryota; Metazoa; Chordata; Actinopteri; Characiformes; Serrasalmidae
Gene: maff
Product: v-maf avian musculoaponeurotic fibrosarcoma oncogene homolog F
Exons: 3
Coding region: 207-686 (159 amino acids)
Biological process (GO): regulation of transcription by RNA polymerase II; regulation of epidermal cell differentiation
Cellular component (GO): nucleus
Molecular function (GO): DNA-binding transcription factor activity, RNA polymerase II-specific; RNA polymerase II cis-regulatory region sequence-specific DNA binding
Source: RefSeq, a predicted model, not a curated record